AACGACUUCUGUCGAUAUUCUUUAGCUCCAAGUUGUCUUUUUUUUUCUCAUAUUCACACUGAAUCUUUACUUCCGUGGCGCAGUAAUAUUAACAUGUAAAGUAAGAAUAGUCUCAUUCGUUCGUGGCUAGUUUGAGAGCUGAGAAUGGCAAGUCGGUGACCGUCCCCCGUAGCAAGACUAGCCAGGCUGGUUAUUUCUGUUUAAUGUGUUGUUGCAACAUUGCUUUGAUGCAACAUCUUGGAAAUAAAACUACAACGUUAUGAAGAGCAUGUCCGAUUAGUCAUGUUAAAUGUGUGCAAUGUACUUGUAUGAACUGUGUAACUUUGUCAGAAAUGCUGCCAAAGUUGUGAAGAGAACCACAUCUAUUAACUUGGAAGCUUCACGCAAGCGGCAAACAAUACUUUUGAAUUUUCGUUAUCUCAGGAGCAGUAGUAAAGUUUAGUGAGAUGGAAGAAGCAAGAAAAACAUCUUGCCAACUCUCAGAAGUUGAUGUGCUUAACUUGGGAAGUGGCGAGGCACAGCAUGAAAACACAAACCAGUCAGAGACUAAGCUUGCAUCAACAGUUGAUGAAGAAGGAAAUGAGGAUUCUGCACCUGAUGCUGAAGAACUUUCAACUUCAAAAUACUCCCACCCAGUUUACCGAGAAUUGUCCAUCCUGAAUGGAAAAAUAAACAAGUUGAAUGUUGCACAGUUGAAGAGCCACCUAAGAGAACUUAAUCUUGAGACCUCUGGAAAGAAAUCUGUCUUGCAGAAACGCCUGAAAUCUCAUAUUGGUCAACAGAAACUAAAAGAAUCAGGAAAGGAAGAUGAAACAGCCAGUCAUCGCAAUCUCUACUAUGACUACUACUUGGUGAUUGAUUUUGAGGCAACCUGUGAUGAACACCAGAAUCCAGCAACAUAUAGACAUGAGAUUAUAGAAUUUCCUGCCCAGCUCGUAUCUACAAAGAGAGGCCAGAUUAUUAACCACUUCCACUCAUUUGUUAGACCAGUUAUCAACCCACGUCUAACAGAGUUUUGCACCAACCUCACUGGAAUCACUCAGGAUAAGGUGAAUUUUGCACCCACCUUCCCAGAAGUCCUCAAGCAGUUCGAAGCAUGGCUAGAAGAACGGGGACUGACUUCCUCAGAGACCAGAAUGACAGUACUCACUGAUGGUUCAUGGGACAUGGGCAGGUUCCUUUAUCAGCAGUGCAGUAUUUCUGGAUUGCCUUAUCCAAGCUGGGGAAAACAAUGGAUUAAUAUAAGAAAGAGUUUUUGUAACUUCCUUAAGACAAAGAAGAUGUGUCUCAGAGAUAUGCUAAAUCAUUUAGGUAUGAAGUUCCAAGGUCAACCUCAUAGUGGCCUGGAUGACUCUAAGAAUAUUGCUCGGGUGGCCAUUCGCUUGCUGAAGGAUGGGGCAAACCUGCGAGUCAAUGAAAGGAUAAACAUCAGGAAGGAUGGGAUCUAUAAUCCAAGAGAGCGUGUGGUGAACAACAUUAAUCGGCACAACUUUGAGGGAAUCAAGAAGAAGCAUCGACUUGUUGGAAAUGACAAGAACGACAAUUCAUCCCCUGAUCAAAGCAACUUGGGAAAUGUCAGUGAUUCAGAAUAUGAUGACUCAAAACAUGAGGAAAGUGAACCGCUAUGGCCUGACAUAGGGAAUGUGAAGGAAUUUCCUGAUCUAGUAAAAACAAAUGUGAUGAAAGAGACAUGAAGCUGUGACAUUUAUUUACCCAAGUUGUCACCUGUUAUGUACUUCAUUUGAAGAUUAGUGAUCAGAACUUUUUGCUACCUGAAGUGAGUGCAUUUUACUUUCCUUUUUAUUGCUCUUCCCCCUCCCUCCAAUCUCUCUCUCUCCCCCCCUCUCUCCCCCCUCUCUCUCUCUCUCUCUCUCUCUCUCUCUCUCUCUCUCU
Messenger RNA from Portunus trituberculatus (swimming crab), 1893 nucleotides. RefSeq names its product 3'-5' exoribonuclease 1-like. The transcript has 9 exons. Gene Ontology annotation, biological process: exonucleolytic trimming to generate mature 3'-end of 5.8S rRNA from tricistronic rRNA transcript (SSU-rRNA, 5.8S rRNA, LSU-rRNA). The coding region runs from base 447 to 1694 and encodes 415 amino acids. The record is from RefSeq and is a predicted model, not a curated record. NCBI's taxonomy places the organism in Eukaryota, Metazoa, Arthropoda, Malacostraca, Decapoda, Portunidae. Gene Ontology annotation, cellular component: cytoplasm. Gene Ontology annotation, molecular function: nucleic acid binding; 3'-5'-RNA exonuclease activity.